Triticum aestivum (bread wheat) is the source of this 1858-nucleotide messenger RNA. Its product is annotated as probable carboxylesterase 5. Bases 65 to 1339 code for a protein of 424 amino acids. Gene Ontology annotation, molecular function: hydrolase activity. The record is from RefSeq and is a predicted model, not a curated record. Lineage: Eukaryota; Viridiplantae; Streptophyta; Magnoliopsida; Poales; Poaceae. The transcript has a single exon.
CCAACGACGCGGCAGCGGCACAACUCAAAACAAGAGUUCCAAAGUGAAGCAGCUCAACCGCGCCAUGCAUGCAAACAAGGAGAACGACGGACGUAACAUCUCCGUGGACAUGUACCCGUUCAUACGCGAGUACAAGGACGGAAGCAUCGAGCGUUUCCUACGCAGCCCAUUCGUGCUGGCGUCGUCGGAUCAGGCCGGCAACCGUGGAGUGGCAACGAGGGACGUCGUCGUCGACAAGGCCACCGGCGUGUCUGUGCGCCUGUUCCUCCCGUCCCGUGCCGCCGAGACCGCAGGCAGGAAUCGGCUUCCUCUCGUCCUCUACGUCCAUGGCGGCUCGUUCUGCACGGAGAGCGCUUUCGGCCGUACGUACCACCGCUACGCGACCUCCCUCGCCGCCAGCGCCGGAGCCCUCGUCGUGUCGGUGGAGUACCGUCUAGCGCCGGAGUUCCCCAUACCUGCGGCCUACGACGACGCGUGGGCCGCGCUCCAGUGGGCGGCGUCCUUGUCCGACCCGUGGCUGGCCAGCUACGCCGACACUGCACGCACGUUCCUGGCCGGCGACAGCGCCGGCGGCAACAUCGUUUACCAGACCGCAGUCCGCGCCAGCCACGAAGUCAACGACGACAUGAUGAACAUUGCGGGCCUGAUCAUGGUGCACCCUUACUUCUGGGGAGCCAAUCGGCUGCCCUCGGAGCUCGCGUGGGCGGACGACAGCGAGGGUGCCGCGGCGGUGUUCCCACCGUACGGGGUGGACCGGCUGUGGCCAUUCGUCACGGCCGGCCAGGCCGGCAACGACGACCCCCGAAUCGAUCCUCCGGCCUCGGAGAUCUCAUCGCUGGCUUGCCGCCGCGUGCUCAUCGCCGUUGCCGGCAAGGAUACUCUGCGGGAGCGCGGCCUCGACAUGGCGGCCAGCAUGCUUGAUCACGACGCGCCGUGGCCUUGGAUGAUGCAGGGGCGCCGCGAGGUGACGGUGGUGGAGUCGGAGGGCGAGGACCACGGCUUCCACCUCUACAGUCCGCUGAGGGCCACCAGCAAGAGGCUCAUGGGGAGCAUCGUGGAGUUCAUAAACCAGCAGCCCAACUCGUCGCCUGCUAAUCCUAUGGUGCUUGGAGUGCCGACGACGCCGUUCAAGGACGUGUUUGGGUAUGGCAUGGCCAUGAAGUCCUGGGGCACACGCUCCAGUCUGGCUAGUAACAGUGCUACUUACCUGAAAAUUGGAAGGGUUGGGCCAUCCAACAAAAUCUCAGUUCUACUGCCGAUGCCUGCUGGUAACGCUCGUCACAAACGUCCAUUUUCUGCUGCUGUUCCGUGGAGUUGUGUGAUCAACAACUUUUUCUAGAUGACGGCCGGCCUGAUAACGCACACAUAAAUUAAUAUCUCAUUCAGACUCACUCCAGAGGGUCUGUGCCAAGGCUAUGCCCUUCUCCUACGUAUACUAGUACACUAAAUAAAACACAAAGAGUCUGCUACGUAGUAUUAAUUACUCUAUGAGUCAUGGGUAUUCCCUUCUCCUGCAGUCCUACGUAUACUACACUAAAUAAAACAGAAAGAGUCUCCUGCUAUUGGUUAUAAGUCAUGUGAGUCCUUCACGCCAAGAGCUAAAUUAUUAGUUAAAAGGGUCCUAUUGGUCCCAUCCAUUUGGAUUUGUGGGGAUCAAAUUCACAAAUAUAUGCCAAUUACCGGCCAGGGAAUUAUGUGUGAACUUUUCUGCCUUAUCUUAUUAUUUGGUGUUUGCUAAAUGUAUGUUUUAUGUCUUCCUUAAAAAAUGUCUAUUGUAUGCCAUAUCAUGUCGAACUCUCGUUUUGCAUUGAACACUAUUGUACAUGUAAUAUCUGAUGCUCAAGGCGUUGCAUGUUCA